AUGGGUAUAUCAUGGGGAAGAAGCGUAACUACAUCAUCAAGUACAAUGCAUCAUGAAGAAGCAGGGUUGUUUCACCAUGACAUGCGGGGGAUGUUAAAUGAUCUUUUUCAUCCCGAAAUAGGUGGAAAUAGAGUAGAGAAUGAUGGUACUAAUCUGGAUAACGGUCAAGAUGCACAAAAUAGUGGGCGUGCUGUAGAGGCAGAUGGUAAUAAUAAUGAUAACGGUCAAGAGGCACAACAUGGUGGAAGGGAAUUUGAUGAUAUAGUUAAAGAAGCUGAAGAACAAGUUUAUCCAAAUUCAAAAUACAAUAAGUUAUCAUGCGUGGUGCAUUUGUUCCAUUUAAAGUGUCUAAAUGGAUGGAGUAACAAAUCUUUCUCUAUGCUAUUAGAGUUUUUAGCAGAUUUGUUACCUGAAAAAAGUUUAUUGCCUAAAACCUCACAAAAAGUAAAAAAAAUGUUGGCAAACUUAGGACUAGGAUACAUAAAAAUCGACUCAUGUCCUAGCGGUUGCAUGUUGUUUUGGGAGGAGAAUGAGAAAGAUGAAAGUUGCUCUAGUUGUGGGGCGUCUAGAUGGAAGGUGUCUCAAGAUAAUUUUGAGUCUGAACCAAGUCCGCCAAAGAAGAAGGCAACAAAUAUUUUAAGAUGGUUUCCUUUAAAGCCUAGACUUCAAAGGUUGUUUAUGUCAUCAAAGACAGCCAGCCUUAUGAAGUGGCAUCACGUGGAUCGCGUGAAAGAUGGGAAACUAAGACAUCCUGCUGAUACAUUAGUUUGGAAAGAUUUUGAUCAAAAGUAUCCUGAAUUUGCAAGAGAUCCUCGUAAUGUCCGGUUAACUCUAGCAAGUGAUGGAUUCAACCCGUUCAGGACAAUGAAUGUGGUGCACAGUAUUUGGCCUGUUUUUCUUAUUCCGUACAACUUGCCUCCACGGUUGGUUAUGAAACAACCUAACAUCAUUCUUUCAUUGAUUGUUCCUGGUCCUAAAGGUCCCGGAAACAAGAUAGAUGUGUACAUGCAACCACUUUUAAGAGAAUUAAAAGAGUUGUGGCUGGAUGGAGUUGAGACUUAUGAUGCUUCCACAAAACAGAACUUUCAGUUAAAGGCGGCUCUUCUUUCAACAAUAUCUGACUUCCCGGGUUAUGCUAGCUUAUCUGGGUGGAGCACUAAAGGAGAACUUGCGUGUCCUUCAUGUGGUUUCAAUACCAACUCCGAGUGGCUAAUUCAUGGGAGAAAGUGGUGUUAUAUGUGUCAUAGGAGAUGGCUUUCAAUCGACCAUAAUUGGCGAAGAGACACUAGAUCCUUUAUUGAAAAGGGGGAAUCAAGAGAGACUCCUGUUCCUCCUUCUGGGGAAGAGGUUCUACAGCAAAUGGGAGAUGUUGAGUUUCUGGUAGACAAUCCUCAUGGCGGUCCAUGGAAAAAGAAAAGUAUAUUUUUUAUGCUGCCAUAUUGGGAGAAUUUAUUGUUGCGUCACAAUCUUGAUGUGAUGCACAUAGAAAAAAAUGUUUGUGACAACAUUGUAGGGACUUUAUUAGGACAAGAAGGGAAGUCAAAAGACAACUAUAAAGCAAGACUUGACUUGCAACGUUUGGGUAUCAGAAAAGAAUUACAUCCAAAGAAACGACCUAGAAGUGGUGUUGUUUUUAUACCAAAAGCAUGUUACCAAAUGACCCACAUGAAGAAAACUGCUUUUUUAAAAACUUUGAAGUUAAUUAAACCUCCUGAUGAAUUUUCAUCAAAUAUCUCUCGGUGUGUGCAACUACAAGAUCGUAAACUGAUUGGAUUGAAAAGCUAUGAUUGCCAUAUGCUAAUGCAAGAGUAUUUGCCCAUUGCAUUACGUGGAACCUUGCCGGUUCAUGUAAGCUCAGUAAUAACUGAGUUAUGUGAUUUCUUUAAGAUUAUAUGCUACAAAGAUUUAUGUGAAGUUGAUCUCCUAUUUCUCGAGUCUAAGAUUUCUCUCACUCUAUGCAAGAUGGAGAAAAUCUUCCCUCCUUCUUUCUUUACUGUAAUGGUUCAUUUGGUCAUCCACUUAGUUAGUGAGGUUAAACUCGGCGGUCCUCUUGCUUUUCGUUGGAUGUACCCUAUCGAAAGAGCUCAUCCUGAAGGUUCAAUUGCUGAAGGAUAUUUAGGAAAAGAAAGUCUGACUUUUUGUUCUAGAUAUCUUACGGGGGUAGAAAUUGUUUUUACUAGAGAAAUAAGGAAUGAUGAUGAAGGUCAGCAAAAUGCGAUUGAAGAAUUAAACAAUCUUUGCCCUGGUCGACCACUAGGACGAAAAUCAGAUGAUGGGUUACCAGCUCGGAAAAGGAGAAGAUUCACAAAUUCUGACAUCGAUGAGAAAUCACUAGCUCAAGCACAUCGUUAUGUUCUUUUUAAUGUUGAGUCAAUUACGCCUUUUCGAGAGUAA
Molecule: messenger RNA, 2394 nt
Organism: Erigeron canadensis
Lineage: Eukaryota; Viridiplantae; Streptophyta; Magnoliopsida; Asterales; Asteraceae
Exons: 2
Coding region: 1-2394 (797 amino acids)
Source: RefSeq, a predicted model, not a curated record